Messenger RNA from Camellia sinensis, 1855 nucleotides. RefSeq names its product ankyrin repeat-containing protein BDA1-like. Gene Ontology annotation, molecular function: protein binding. Lineage: Eukaryota; Viridiplantae; Streptophyta; Magnoliopsida; Ericales; Theaceae. The record is from RefSeq and is a predicted model, not a curated record. Gene Ontology annotation, cellular component: plasma membrane.
AAGCACAUCGUAUAGACCAAUCUUGGCCAUCUUAAUAAAUUAUCAAGAUUGGAAAUGGAGAACAGAUUGUCUGAGGCAGCUCGGACAGGCAACGUAGGAGCAUUGCAGAAACUGCUUCAAGAAAAUCCUUUGAUUCUCGCUGAUUUUGCAUUGAUCUUUCCAUAUGAGAAUCCUCUCCACAUUGCUACUAAGGCCAGACAGCUUGUUUUUGUACGAGAAAUUAUAAAACACAAUCCUGAAUUUGCUAGCGAAUCAAAUCAAGAUGGGUUUAGGCCAAUGGACAUGGCUUCAACUUUUGGGUAUGUGGAGAUAGUCACAGAGCUUCUGGGAGCAGGGCCUGAAAUCUGUCGUUUGAGCGGUAGAGAUGGAAAGACGGCACUUCACUAUGCUGCUAUAAAUGGGAGAGUAAUGGUCAUAGAUCAAUUGCUAUCUACAUGUGGAGCAUCUAUUAAAGAUGUUACCGCUUUGGGAGAAACUGCACUUCAUCUGGCUGUGAAGUUCUGCAAAUUUGAAGCGUUUAAAUGCUUGAUCAAAUGGAUAGAACAGCUACACAUGGAGGAGAUGGUAAAUUGGCAUGAUAGGGAUGGAAACACCGUCUUGCAUAUUUCAGUCUCUAGAAAACAACUCAGGAGUGUAGAGCUACUGCUGAAUAGCAGCAAUAUUAUUAGUAGCUCAUUGGAACUGAAUGCAAUGAACUCGAGCGGUUUGACAGCAAUGGAUAUCAUGGACAUAGUAACCGAAGGUCCCAGCGACAUCCAACUCAGAGAAGUUCUCCAAUCUGCCGGAGCACUUAAAGCUUGCAACAUCAAUGGCAUAUCUAUAACUACUUCCCUUCAGCAAUUCACAACCAACAACAACCGAACCUAUCAGGAGUUGCUUCCUCUUCAAGAACCUUCAAAGGAUUGGUUUAAAUAUUUUAAAUUUCAACAACAAAGAGAUUCUCCAAGUGAUGUGCGCAAUACAUUGUUAGUGGUGGCAGCACUUAUUGCAACAGUGACAUUCCAAGCAGGUGUGAACCCUCCAACCGGCUUUGCUUCCCCAGCUCCUACACCAGCACCACCACCACCACCACCACCACUAGCAACACGAACAGCACCACCACCCCCUGCAUAUCAUCCAUCUCUAAUUCCUGCUUUAGCUACAGUCUCUGGAAAUUUAGGCUCAUUAGCUCCAACUCGGUUUUUGUUUUUGUUUGCGAACACUCUUGGCCUUUUUGCAUCACUGAGCAUUAUAAUAUAUCUCACAGCUGGAUUUCCUUUCCAAAGGGAGCUACAAAUCUCUAUAUAUUCAAUGAUGUGUGCUUAUGGCUUUUCAACUGCCCAUUUCCAACCACAUGGAGGCACUCAUUCCCUAGUUUUUGCGAUUGCCUCUGUUUUGCCCUUUUUGUCUCGGUGGCUGCCACGAUGGGCAAAAAAGGCUUGGAGAUUUUGGAAAAAUUCGUCGCGUAGAGAUAUCAGGCUGCCGAGAAUUUGACAACAUUCUCAUCUUUUCUUCGAAAUGGCUUGGCUAGUUCUACUAUUACCAACUACUACGCCAAUAAGAAACCAAAGACUCUGCAUAACCUUGUAGCUUGACCAAAAGUUUUAUUAGAGAUUGUUGUGUGUUGGUGUAAAGAGGUUGACGUGUUGAAAAAAUAAGCUUGUUUUUAGUAAUUUGGGAGUUGUGUUUUCUUAUAUACAUUAAGUUUAUGCAAGUAAUGCAGAAGUGUUGUGUUAACAGAUUUUUUAAUGGUAUGUUACUGUUUAGUUGUGUUUUCAACUCUAUAUAUCACUUUGUAAUUUACUUAUUUAAAAUAUAAGUGAAUAGUUUUUCUUCUCUUAUUCUCCUUCAAAUUGUACUAGUGUAUGUUAAAAAA